Molecule: messenger RNA, 2426 nt
Organism: Nothobranchius furzeri (turquoise killifish)
Lineage: Eukaryota; Metazoa; Chordata; Actinopteri; Cyprinodontiformes; Nothobranchiidae
Gene: poc5
Product: POC5 centriolar protein homolog (Chlamydomonas)
Cellular component (GO): centrosome
Source: RefSeq, a predicted model, not a curated record
AUAGCAGCUGAAAGCGUUUAUAACUGCUAAGACAUUAGCCGUGACCUUUUUUUAGCUAAUAUGUUUGUUUAUUAGAAAACAGCUUAAAUAUCUGGAAGUAGUUAAAAGCUAUUUGUGCUUUUCUUUCGGGUUCUUGUCUUUAUUGGUCUUUUUAUAAUAAAGAUUGCGUUUUUUUUACCAUAAAUAUAAGAUUGUGAGCUAAGCCAAGGGAUUGUUUUGGUUGUAUAUAAAGCUUGUAACGAUUUAGAGAUUGUAUGUUUUCUAUAGGAUCGUGAAUGUAUACUAACUAGUUCCCAUAAAUUUUGAGUAGAAACCUUAGCUCUGUGUUCAUUUAACUUGUGUCAACGUCUUGGUAAUGAAUGUGAAUGCAGUUAUAUGUCAAUUCAAUUUAGCUCAGCAUGUCUACGUUGUGUUGAAACUACUUCAGUAAAUCAGAUAUGUCUUCAGAAGAAGAGGAUCCAACCAGUCCCGUUCUGCCCAAAGAUUCAGACCGAGGCAGCUCUGUAUCCUCUGAUCUUCAGGACGAGUACGAGGAGCUCCUCCGCCAUGCUGUUGUCACCCCUAAGCUUGAGACACUUGCUGGUGGUCAAUCAAAGGGUCUGAAGUCACAGAGUAAAUGUGAUUCAAAGUCACAACACCAGCGAGCUGCUGCCAAAGAUGGAUGGUUGUCCAGCAGGAGUGAGCGAUCGUCACAGGCUUCACCUGUAAUCGCCAAGUCCUUUACACCUCUAAAAACCUCACACGCUGACAGAACAGCAGGUCAGUCAUCUAGCAGGCGGCCUGCGCUUUCAGAAAACGUCCCAUCUGAGAGGUCCGGGUCAAUCAGCCCAGAAGCCCUUCAUGAGUUUGCUGCCACAGAGAUAUUCAUUUCAGAGGAGAACAUCAACAAAAUGGAAAGUAUUCUGGACACAUGGAGUAGCAACCUGAAGUCUAAUGUGCUGACGGAGUUACGGAAGUGGAAGCUCACGUUCAUGGAGCAACACAAGGUGGAGAUGAAGAAGGAAAAGGAAAGGCACGCAACCCAGACAGCUGGUCUAAAGGCGGAGUUAGAGAGCCUGAAGGAGCUGCUACACACCUACGAGACAUCCAACCAGAGAAAAGAUCAGGUGAUUACGAAUCUGAGCCAGGUGUUGGACAGACAAAAAGAGAAGCUUGAGAAGAUGAGAUCCUUCAUGCACUGGAGACUUCAGCAUGCAGAGGCUAAAGAAGAAGCUCAUGCUGCUCAGGUAGCACAGCAGCACUACAACAUGCAGCUGAAGAAGAAGGUUUGGUUUGGCUGGCACGGUCUGAUCCAGAAACACUGGAAGGUCAUGGUGGAACGGGCUUGCCGUUCAAGAGCUGAAGAGGUCUGCACCAGGUUGUCCACAGAUUACGAGGCCAGGCUGGCAGAGCACUGCGAGGCUCUAGAAAAGGCUCAAACGGAGAUUCGGAGACUACAAGUAGAACGAGAGCGUUCUGAGGAGUCCAUGAAGAAAGCUUUCAUGAGGGGGGUGUGUGCUCUCAACAUGGAGACUCUCAGCAUGUUCCAGUCUGCAGAGGGUCGGCCGGAGCAGCUGCCUCUUCAUGAACAGCAUGAUGCUGAGGAUGAGCCUCGAUCAGCUUCGCUGGCUCACCUCCAGCCGUAUCCCUCCACCUCAACUAGGUUUAGUCCAAUCCACUUUGAUCAACCCGAACCUUCCUACAGGGAACAUGAAUAUAUUGUGGGUUCUAGAGCCCCCACAUCCCAGGAAGAGGUACUUCCUCCCACUACAGUGGUCCACAGCUCUCUCCCUCUUGGAGGCAUUGCAGGUUCCCACAAACAGGUCAGUAGUCGCGUCGUGACAGCAGGUCAACAAAAACCUUCAAAGACUGUGACCGCCCGCAUCACUGCACGGGCCGAUCUCGGUAAAUCCGCCCGCUCCAACCUCCAGGUGAUGGGUGUGGCUCCACCCAUAAGCUCUGUAGUCGUUGAACGCCACCAUCCUGUUACGCAGCUGACCGUGGGACAGGCCACAGCUGCCAAGUUUCCUCGAUCGUCCAAGCAGAGCCACACCUCUGCGGCAGCCAGAGGCUCCUCCAGAACCCACACCAACACGUGUCAUGUACACUCCAUCAAAGUAGUUGACUGAUCACAUAUUUGCAAUGUCUAAAUUCAGAAUUUACUGUAUUAAAUGUGAAAUUAUCCGGAUUUGUUGUUUUAUCAAAGCAAUAACCGAACUGAAUCUUGUCCUCUAAAUAACAAAUCCAUUAAAUUAGGCUUCUUUUUUUUCUAAAGCUGUGGGUGUUUCUCAGGAAAGUAGAACAUGCUUUAUUAUUAUUACUGAUUUAAAUGUUUGGAAUAGCAAAAAUGAGGGUUUUAAAUUAAGCAUGAUCAAAAGUGUGCUGUAAAAUCAAAUAUUUUAUUUACUAAACCAAACUCUUGUUUUUAAUAAAUUUAUUUUACUGCA